AUGAGAUUCUAAAAACUCAGAGAAAAGAUGAUUAAGAAUUUUUCAAGUGCAAAUAAUCCAAAGAUCAUACUAGAGCACUUUAUGGAAAAUUUAGCGAUGUAUCAAAUGAGUGGGCAAGAAUAAAUGGAGAGAUAUAGAGUUCAAGAUAAACCUGUUCCUGUUUUUAAGUUAUUAACUAAUGCUAAGGAUCUACUAAGAUAUUCUCCAAUUAGGGUAAAAGACUUAAAGAUAGAGUAAACUCAUUUUUCAAAGUACAUAGAACUUAAAAUCAAAGUGAGCACAUUUAAAGGGCAGGGUUUUCAUUUCAUAGCUUAGGAAUUAGAAGAGGUAAAAGAUGAAGAUGAAGAAAUUAAUCAGAUUGUAAGCUGUAGUAUCUACAAUAUGGAAAAUACCUACGAUGUUAGAAAUUUCUAAGAAGGAUAAAAAUUUGUUGUACUGGAUCCCUACUUUAGAUUUGGGAAUGAUUGCUCUCCUUUUGUCAAAAUUGAGGAUAAAUCUAAGCUUAUACUCCUUCAGAAAAACAAAUCUCUUAAAGAAUUAAUAAAAGGAGCAAUUCAGGAAAUGACACCAUUAGAUUUAAAAGACUACGGGAACAAGGCAUUUUAAUAGUCUGAUCCCCAAAGUGCAGUAUCUAUAUAUUCUCAUGGUAUAACCAAAGCUCGAAAUGCCUUGGAAUCUUAAUCAAAUAACUAGAUCCUCGUGGCACUCUAUGGGAAUAGAGCUCAAUGCUACUAGAAUCUCAAAUAAUUUGAGUUGAGUUUAAAGGAUUGUGAGGAUGCUCUGCAGCUAGACCCAACUAACUUGAAAAAUUAAUUUAGGAAAGCUAAAGCUCUAGGAUUUUUAGAUCAAGAAGAGGAGUCUCUCAAAUAAUUAUCAGAAUUAGAUGAAAACUAAUCGAAUCAAGAUAUUUAGGAAGCCAUCUAAGAAAUAAAGUAGAGAUUAAACUAAAAAUCUGGGAUCUACAAUUAUUCAAACUUGAUAAAGACUUAAGCAAUACUCAAAAACAAGAGCGAUGACUUUGUAAGAGAAUACAUUGGUCCAAUUUAAAUUGGGAUGAUAAAUAAUAAAAACAGAGGUGUAAUUGCUAAAAGUCAAAUAAAAAAAGGUCAAGUAAUAUUAGUGGAAAAAGCAUUUUCAACAAAUGAAUAGAGAUAGGAUCUCAAAUUUGAACUAGAAUAGACCUAUGUAUAUCUUGAUCAUCCAGGCAAUAUACCUCUUUUGAGAAAUACUCAAAUCUCAAUGUUAAGCGCUGUUAAAUCUAGUUAAUGGGUAAAAUAUCUUUACAAUGGCAGUAAUGGUGAUCUCUAAGUUGAUCUCAAUCUUAUUAAAUAAGUAGACACUGAUUGUAUUGAGGAUUACAAAAUUAGCUAUGAUGAGAUGACUUAAAUGGUUAAGUUAAACUAAGCAGAGUGCUGGCCGCUUAACAAAUACUUAGCUGAUUUAAAAAAUAUGAAGAAGAAAAGUUAUAAAGAGAGAGAUUUCGAUGGAAAAUUGAGCGCUAUUUGGCCAGUCUUUUCAUUUAUGAAUCAUGAUUGCUACAAUAACACCUAAAGAUUUUCAAUUGGAGAUGUGCUAUUUGUAGUGGCUAACAGAGAUAUUUCAGAAGGAGAGGAAAUUACUGUUUAAUAUGUUGCUAGAAAUCUCAGUUAGGCUGAAAGAGUUGAUCUAUUUUAAAAUGCUUGGAAAUUUACAUGCUAAUGCGAUUAAUGUCUAAAAUACUAAAAUAUACCAUAAAGCUUAAAGGAAAUUAUGAAAAUCCCUCACAAUAAGUCUUUAAACGAUUAACAAAAGAAUUAGAAAUCAUCAGAUAUGUUGGUAGGUUACCCAUUCGUUCUUUAGUAUGUUAUUGAAAAUGAUUUAAACAAGCACUUCCUAGCUGAGUUUCAUGCUAUGUAACAAGAGAUGCUAGCAAUCUACGGUCUGAGGAAAGAUGUUGAAAGCUUUAGUAAAACUUGGAAUUAUUUUAAGAUUCAUGCUGACAUUGAGGAUAUGUGCAUAAUUAAAAUGGUAUCUGAAAAAGCUUUUGGCAAAGAUUCAAAGAUUUACUAAGAGAUUUCAUAGAGUUAAAAAGAGUUAUUUAUGACAAUAUUUAACAAUGAUAAAGAGCUUUAUGAGAACUAUGGGUGA
This is a messenger RNA of Stylonychia lemnae, 2127 nucleotides long. The record is from the annotation of a GenBank genome assembly. NCBI's taxonomy places the organism in Eukaryota, Ciliophora, Spirotrichea, Sporadotrichida, Oxytrichidae.